Messenger RNA from Diaporthe citri, 951 nucleotides. RefSeq lists its product as uncharacterized. The transcript has 2 exons. The coding region runs from base 1 to 951 and encodes 316 amino acids. Gene Ontology annotation, cellular component: mitochondrial inner membrane. Gene Ontology annotation, biological process: mitochondrial phosphate ion transmembrane transport. Gene Ontology annotation, molecular function: phosphate transmembrane transporter activity. NCBI's taxonomy places the organism in Eukaryota, Fungi, Ascomycota, Sordariomycetes, Diaporthales, Diaporthaceae. The record is from RefSeq and is a predicted model, not a curated record.
AUGUCUAAACAAGAACAGCAACAGCUGCCCAACUAUGGGCCAACUGAUUAUGUCAAAUUCUUUGGUGCCGGUGCCCUUGCGGCAACCCUCACACAUGGCGCAGCAACGCCAAUCGAUGUCGUCAAGACAAGGAUACAAGUCGACGAUGCUAUGAAGGGCCUCAACAUGAUAAAAGCAGGACGCACAAUCGUCGCCAACGAAGGCGCAGCCCUCCUCACGGGCUUCGGUCCCACAGCUGUUGGAUACCUGAUCCAAGGUGGCGGAAAGUUUGCAGGCUACGAGUUCUUCAAGAAGAAGUUCAUAGAAAUGAGCGGGUCCACCGAGAAGGCAACCCAACGACGAACCGCCAUCUACCUCGGCGCGUCCGCAACCGCAGAGUUCUUUGCCGACAUCGCCCUGUCACCGCUGGAGGCAACGCGCAUCCGUCUCGUGAGCCAGCGUGGCUAUGCAAGUGGUCUUGCCACAGGUUUCAUGCGGAUGGCGAGGGAGGAGGGCCUCAGGGGUUUCUACUCGGGCUUCGUGCCGCUGCUAUUCAAGCAGGUGCCGUACGCGGUGGGCCAGUUCUCCGUGCACGAGGCCGCCAACGAGAUGAUCUACCGUGCCAUGGGACCCGAGAAGAAGGCGAAGCUCACGCAGCUCGAGUCCACCGGCGUGGAGCUGACCUCGGGCAUCGUCGCCGGUGUUGCCGCGGCCGUGCUGUCCCACCCCGCUGACACCCUGCUGUCGGCUAUCAACAAGGGCGCGGGCGACAAGUCGCAGAGUACCACCGCGCGGAUGUUCACGCUGGCGCGGGAGUUUGGCCCCAAGAGGCUGUUGACUACUGGGCUGGGCCCGCGUGUGGUCAUGACUUGUGGGCUGGUCGCUGGACAGUUUGUGAUUUACGCGCAGUGCAAGGCGCUUGUUGGUGCCCCGCCCGGGAUUGAGAUUCAUAAAGAGGAGUCGCUGGCGUGA